Hevea brasiliensis (rubber tree) is the source of this 2320-nucleotide messenger RNA. RefSeq names its product phosphatidylserine decarboxylase proenzyme 2. NCBI's taxonomy places the organism in Eukaryota, Viridiplantae, Streptophyta, Magnoliopsida, Malpighiales, Euphorbiaceae. Gene Ontology annotation, biological process: phospholipid biosynthetic process. The record is from RefSeq and is a predicted model, not a curated record. Gene Ontology annotation, molecular function: phosphatidylserine decarboxylase activity; calcium ion binding. Bases 109 to 2079 code for a protein of 656 amino acids. The transcript has 21 exons.
AUACCGGAAUUUCAAAAGAUAAUCUCGGUCUUAUAUAUGCAACAGCCCACCUUCACUAUUCUAUUCUAAAACUAUCAGCGACCGAGAGAUUGAGGUAGAGGAAGAGAAAUGGGUCAUGCAAGCUCCAAAUCUCCUCCAGAAGAAGAGGAAGGGUCGCACCUUUCUCGGCUGAAGCAGAAGCUUCACAUCCACGGUCACCACCAUCAUCGUCUCCGUCGUGUUUUCCGUCGUUCUCAUGGAAACGGCUCUGGCUCUGGUGCUUCUUGUCUCAAACUCCUCGCUGCUGAGGAUUUUGCUGGAAUCGCUCUCAUUUCUCUCAUUAGCGCGGAGAUGAAGUUUAAAGACAAGUGGCUUGCUUGCGUUUCUCUUGGAGAGAAGACUUUUCGCACUGAGAUUUCUGAUCACACAGAAAAGCCUGUUUGGAACUCAGAAAAGAAACUUCUUUUGGAAAGAAAUGGGCCUCAUCUUGCUAGGAUCUCCGUAUUUGAGACCAAUAGAAUAUCGAAGAACAAUCUCAUAGGCUAUUGUGAGAUUGAUCUACUUGAAUUUCUAACACGGGAUUCGGAUUCUGACUUUGAGGUCUUUGAACUUUUUGAUCCUUCUUCAUCUAGCAUAGUUGUUGGCAAAAUUUCUGUUUCAUGUUCUGUUGAGGAUCCAAUUGAAACAGAAAAAAGCUUUGCAAGGCACAUCUUGUCAAUUGUGGAUUACAAUGAAGAUGGACAGCUUUCAUUCUCAGAGUUCUGUGAUUUAAUUAAAGCUUUUGGCAAUCAAGUGGCAGCUAACAAGAGAGAGGAGCUUUUUAAAGCUGCUGACAAGAAUGGGGAUGGUGUUGUGAGCAUGGAUGAGUUAGCUGACCUUCUUGCUAUUCAACAAGAAAAAGAGCCUCUUAUUACUUGUUGCCCUGUUUGUGGUGAGAUUCUUGAAGUUUCUGAUAGGCUAAACACAGUUGUUCAUCUGAGUCUCUGUUUCGAUGAAGGGACUGGAAACCAAAUUAUGACUGGAGGUUUUCUGACUGAUAAACAAGCUUCAUAUGGGUGGAUUUUUAAACUGAGUGAAUGGGCACACUUUUCGACAUAUGAUGUUGGUUUGAAUUUUGGGUCCAGUGCUUCGCAUAUUCUGGUAUUUGAUAGGAGGACAAAGAGACUAGUGGAGGAGUUAAUUGAUGGCAAGAUUGUGAUGUCAAUGAGAACUAUUUACCAAUCAAAAAUAGGGCUUCGUCUUAUAGACAAAGGUGCUAAAGAACUCUUGAUUAGCAUUUCUGAGAAGCAAGGAAGGAAAAUGAAUUCUGCUGAAUCCGCAAAAGACAUUCCAAAAUUUGUUGAAUUCUUUAAGGAUCAACUCAAUCUGGCUGAAGUUAAGUAUCCAUUGGAACAUUUUAAGACAUUCAAUGAGUUCUUCAUAAGGGAGUUAAAGCCUGGUGUAAGACCCAUUGCUUUCAUGGAACAUGAUGAUGUUGCUGUUUGUGCAGCUGAUAGCCGUCUGAUGGCAUUUAAAAAUAUAGCAGAUAGCUUACGAUUUUGGAUCAAGGGCCAGAAAUUUUCUACUCAAGGCCUUUUGGGAAAGGAAAUACGUUCUAGUAAUUUCAUCGAUGGAUCGUUGGUCAUAUUUCGAUUGGCACCACAGGAUUAUCACCGUUUUCAUGUACCAGUUUCUGGAACCAUUGAGAAACUUGUAAAUGUCCCUGGAAAUUUAUACACGGUUAAUCCUAUCGCUGUCAAUAGCAAGUAUUGUAAUGUUUUCACAGAGAAUAAGCGAGUCGUAUCAAUCAUUUCUACUGCAGAAUUUGGAAAGGUGGCAUUUGUAGCAAUUGGAGCAACAAUGGUUGGCAGCAUUACUUUUUUGAAAAAGGAAGGCGACUCCAUCAAGAAAGGAGAUGAGUUUGGAUAUUUUUCAUUCGGAGGAAGCACAGUGAUUUGUGUCUUCGAAAAGGGUGCAAUUCAGAUUGAUGAAGAUCUCCUAGCCAACAGUUCCAGGUCACUAGAAACCUUAGUUUCUGUUGGAAUGAAGUUGGGUAUUGCCACAAGAAAACAAUCAGAAACUGAUUUGCCAAACUUGGAAAAUUUUGUGUUAGAAGCUUGAGAGAGCUCAAGUAUUUCACAUCAUUUUGAUUCCACGUAGCAUGUAGAAUUCUAUGUAAACUUUGAAUCUGGCAUAAGAGUUAAUAAUGCCCAUUACCAUUAUUAGCAGAUUAAUUCUAUAGCUUUACUGUUCUAUAGAAUCAAUUCUAUUAAGAACUUUAUCCACAACUGUGGUUAUUGUAUUAGCUAUUAUAAGUUGUUCAACCAUGGAGUAAUGUUUGAUUGAAAUAAUUUUUUUUUUU